AUGGAAGCUCCAACACAUUGCAGUUACUUGUUCAAAGGAUACCGCAAACUCCCAUCAAGCAAAUUGGGUUCAUCUCAACAUAAGAAUAACAUAUUUUGGAGAGCCAUGAAAAUAGUAACCUUGAAGGUUAGGAAAUCUGUGACCAUCAGAAACUUGAAAGCCUUAAUACAUACAAAGAAGGGAAAUUCAAGAAACUCUCAAGAAUCCCAUUUGGUCAGUGAUGAUGGGCUUGAGAAUGGACGCACAAUAGUUGACCAGAACCAAGAAAAAGACCAGAGUCAGAAUCGGAUUCUGAAUCUUCAGAAUCCAACAAGGUUGAAAAUCUAUGUCAAAAUAGCCUCAAGCAAGAAAACCGCUGUCGUCGAAGCGAAUGGUUAUCACAUUGUCCAUGACAUCAAAUCCAAAAUCCAUGCUGUGGAAGGAGCAAAUCCGGACCAAUAUGCUCUAUUCCAUGAUGGGAAGAGGCUUGAAGAUUAUAGGACCUUGGUCUCACUUGGCAUAAAAACAGAAUCAACAAUGCAUUUGAUCUUUCAUCCGAAAACUUUCUCGCCGAUUAGCGUUACAACCCCAAGUGGGAAGAUUCUGAAAUUCGACGUGAACUUGUUGUACACCGUCCGUGAUGUCAAGACAAUUGUCGAGAGCAUCAUAGGAUGUCCCGUCAGCGAUUGUAAGAUGAUUUACGUGGGAAAUGAGCUUGAGGACUCCAAGAGCUUGGCCUUUUAUGGGGUUGAAGAGAGUUCAAGUUUGGAACUUCAGGCUUCUUGGAUUCAAAUAUUUGUCAAGACAUGGAGUGGAAAGACCAUAACACUCUAUGUUACACUAUCGAACACGGUCAACGAGGUAAAGGAAAAGCUUUCCUGUAAAGUGGGAGUCCCAAUUUGUUGGCAAAGUAUUGUAUUUUCGGGGAAAAGACUUGCUGAAAACCAGAAUUUGUCAAGCUAUAACAUACAUAAGCACUCUACUCUUCACAUGGUACUUAGAUAUUGA
This is a messenger RNA of Morus notabilis, 987 nucleotides long. Its product is annotated as polyubiquitin-like. Gene Ontology annotation, biological process: protein ubiquitination; modification-dependent protein catabolic process. The transcript has 2 exons. Gene Ontology annotation, cellular component: nucleus; cytoplasm. The coding region runs from base 1 to 987 and encodes 328 amino acids. NCBI's taxonomy places the organism in Eukaryota, Viridiplantae, Streptophyta, Magnoliopsida, Rosales, Moraceae. The record is from RefSeq and is a predicted model, not a curated record. Gene Ontology annotation, molecular function: ubiquitin protein ligase binding; protein tag activity.